Molecule: messenger RNA, 1811 nt
Organism: Pelodiscus sinensis (Chinese soft-shelled turtle)
Lineage: Eukaryota; Metazoa; Chordata; Testudines; Trionychidae
Source: RefSeq, a predicted model, not a curated record
UUUCAGCAAAAUAUCUGGUGAAAUUCCCGGAGCCAUGGCUAGCGCUGACAUCAAACCAAAAUCUAUAAGUCGUGCCAAAAAAUGGUCAGAUGAGGUAGAGAAUCUAUACAGAUUUCAGCAAGCUGGAUACAGGGAUGAAAUUGAAUAUAAACAAGUGAAGCAAGUUGAUAUGGUGGAUCGUUGGCCAGAAACAGGAUUUGUGAAAAAACUUCAGAGAAGAGACAAUACUUUUUAUUAUUACAAUAAGCAAAGAGAAUGCGAAGACAAAGAAGUCCAUAAAGUGAAAGUUUAUGCUUAUUAAUUGUUAUAUCCCAAUUACACUUUUUUAUUUUGCUGUAAGUAUGUUGCUUUAAUCUAUAUAUUUAUAAAAUGUAAGGAAUUAAACAAGGUUUCUUAACUAAUUUGUCCAUUUCUAAAUAGAGCAAAAGUGGUAUUUUUGGGAGGAAUACUAAUCUAUUGUCAGUACUGGAUUUUCACAGAGCUUUUGAUGAGAUCUGAAUAAUUAGAAGUGCUAAUCAUUAUUUAGUGCAUUAUUUUCAACCCUUGUAUUGUGGCUUGUCAGGGUAAGCCACUGGCAUGCCACAAUACACUUUGUGUACCUGAGGGUCCAGAGGCACAGCUGCUCAUGGUUCGCUGUUCCCAGCCAAUGGGAGCUGUGAGUGGUCAUGCCUGUGGAUGCUCGGGUAAACAAAGCAUCUCAUGGCUGCUAGUGGCUUACCCUGAAGUGACCCAAAGUUUGAAAGCCUCUGGUUCAGUGCAUUAAAUAUUUAAUAUACUUUACUGGCAGUAGCUAAUUAAUUCUAACCACAAUCUUAGGAGAUAAAUAACGUUUAUUAUCAUCAGUUUACAAAUAAGAAAACGGAGGUAGAAAAGUUAAGUUACAUCUGUAAGGUCAUGAGGAAGUCUAUGUCAGAUCCAGUAUUAGUAUUUGUUAAAGGAAAUCAAACGACCUAGUAGGAGGGGCCAAACUCAUGCUGUGGAUUAAAAAUUGCUUAUGUGAUGGGAAAUGAUCACAAUAAAUGUCUUUCUCUCUUAGCAAAGAGGAGAAAAUAGUGAGGUAUUCCACAGAUCUGUGGGGGGGUUAGAAUUUAAGUAUUAAUGACAUUAAGGAAAAUGUAUUUAACAAAUUGGUGACAUUAGCCAAUGAUAUAGGAUAUUUGACAGUAAAAACUAAAGUGGAUUGUGAGGAGUUAAACACAUGGUUGGGAAAAAGGGGGUAUUGGGCAGCAAAGUGUCAAAUAAAAUCUGACUUGAUGAGUAAGGUAAUGCUCAUAGAUAGGAAAACAAUCUAAAACUUGAAAUGUAAUGCUAUACUGGAAGGCACUUGGAUGUCAGAAUGAUGAGGGCAGUAUAAAAAUUGUAUAGAACACAUUAACAUAUAAAAUAAUGAGUUAUUUUAAUGGAAAAGAAUGGUAUCAUAACAUUAUUGAAAACUUUCAAGUCAUAGUUUCUCUUUUAAAAUGAAUGGGGUUUGAGUUUAGUUAAACUGCGGUGAUAUUCUGUACUCAUAACAAGCAAUUAGGAUGAUUGAACCAAUUACUGUAAUUAGGAUAACCCAUCUAAUUGGUCAUUCUAAGGAAACAUCUAUAGUGAACCUGGAAUAUCCCUCUGGUGGAUGGGAUAAUGUUGGUAGCAGCUACAUGGAGGGAGAUUUAUUUAAAAGAGUCAAUGGAUUAAUAUUUUUCCAGACUUACACACUAAGGCUGCAUCUAGACUGGCAAGAUUUUACGCAAAUACUUUUAAUGGAAAAGUUUUUCCAUUAAAAGUAUUUGCACAAGAGAGCGUCUAUACUGGCAUGGAUGCUUUUGCGC